GUCGUCCUCAGUGAAGGACACACACAUACCUUCGAGUUACGUUAAAUAAAUAUUCGAUUUUGUUAAACAGUCAAAAGUUAUCAAAGAAAAGGCCAGACACUCUAAUUUGAUAAGAGUCGACCUGUAUUUUGCCACCGAGAAAUAUACAACUAGGAACUCCAUUCCUUUUACACCGGUGUUCACUAUUAAGACCACCAUGCAGGCAUUAAAGUGUCCAUACUUAACACGCAUCCCAGCAGCGGCGAUCAAGCAGAAUGCGAACAGUAUCCUGUCACGGGCAAACAAAUGCCCAGUGAUGAGCCAUAUGAUGAAGUAUGCUUCGUGCCUCUCUGAUUCGCCAAUGAAAGAUCCAGAAGAAGCUUCAAGUGCUUUGAAGAGGUGUCCUUUCAUUGUGAAGAAGGUUGAGACGUUUGAGAAUGGCGAUAAAAGUGAUAAAGAUGUAAUCGACUUGGCUUCGAAAGCUGUGGUGGAAGAAUUGAAGGAGAAUAAUAUCGACCUUCCCAAGGACUGUCCUUUGUCUGCAUCCAAACUUGACACCAAGUUGACGCUGUCUGAUGCUGCAUCUGAAGAUAAUAAUACUUCGAGGUGUGAAGUAGGAGGGUCAAAUCCAGACAAGUGCGACCUUGUCAAGGUGCUGAAAGAGAAGUAUGCGGUGCAGACGGAGCCGGCGCUGGAAAAGUUGUUCCAGCGGUCGAAGGAUGAAAAGGCGGUGUUGUUGCAUGAGGGGCCGUUGGAAGUCGAUGAGGCUGAAAGGGGUAGUGAAAAGACUUUCUUCGAUUACGAUGGUUUCUUCGUCGAUCGUAUCGCUGCAAAGAAGAAGGACAACACUUAUCGUGUCUUCAAGAAGGUCAGACGCCAGGCUAAUAAUUACCCCCAUGCGAAGGAGUUCUCGGGGAACGAGAAGAGCGUCAAAGUCUGGUGCAGUAAUGAUUACAUGGGCAUGACUUUCCAUCCAAGAGUUCAAGAAGCGGUUAUACGUGCUGUCAAAGAGCAGGGUGUGGGGACCGGCGGUACCCGGUCCAUCUCGGGCAACACCAUUCACCACGUUGAACUCGAGGCUGAGUUAGCGGAGCUCCAUCAGAAGGAGGCGGCGUUACUCUUCACGUCAUGUUACGUGGCAAAUGAUUCAACGCUGUUCACGCUUGCGAAGGCCUUGCCUGGGUGUCACAUUUUCUCUGAUGCGGGCAAUCAUGCAUCCAUGAUACAGGGCAUCAAGAACAGCGGUGUGCCAAAGCAUAUUUUCCGUCAUAAUGACCCUGAGCAUCUCGAAGAAUGCUUGAAAAAGAUCCCAGUAUCGACUCCUAAAAUCGUUGCCUUCGAGACUGUCCAUUCGAUGACUGGCGCUGUUUGUCCCCUGAAGGAACUCAGUGAUGUCGCCCACAAGUAUGGUGCCAUGACGUUUGUGGACGAGGUCCACGCUGUUGGUCUAUAUGGUAUGACAGGUGCCGGUAUUGCGGAACGCGAUGGCUUGCUGGAGCAUAUAGAUAUCAUGUCGGGGACAUUAGGAAAAGCUUAUGGCAAUGCCGGGGGAUAUAUAGCUGGUUCUGCUAAUUUUAUUGAUACCAUUAGGAGUUAUGCUGCAGGAUUCAUCUUCACGACUGCCCUGCCUCCGACAAUCAUUGCUGGAGCAUUGGAAUCAGUCCGUAUAUUGAAAGGCGAGGAAGGCAGAUGGUUGCGUCAACGCCAUCGGGAGAAUGUCACGCACUUGCGAAAGAUUUUGAUGGAAGCAGGUCUACCGGUCGUUCAUUGCCCGAGCCACAUCAUUCCAAUCAAGAUUGGUGAUGCAGCUCUUUCUACCAAAUUGUCCAACGAUCUAAUCGAGAUGACUGGCAACUACAUCCAGGCAAUCAACUAUCCAACCGUUCCGCGUGGUGAAGAAAUGCUGAGGAUAGCCCCCUCACCUCACCAUACAGUGGAGCAGAUGAAUGAACUUUUGAAGGACCUCGUUCACGUCUUCAAACACAACAACAUCGAUCUGACAUCACCAGUCUGCCAGCCGGAGUGCGAGUUUUGCCAAAUGCCGCUGAAAUUUGACAUCCUCACAGCUGUGGAAAAUAUAAGUUCCGAACUUGCAGAGAGAUUUGCUGAGACAAAUGGAGGCCUCCUGGUUUCUUCUUCAUAAGCUAUUUCCCUGAGAGUGACCAACCUAAAUAAAGAAUAAAUCCAAAUAUUAAGAAAUUGUUUGAAAAAUCUGGCUUCUUUUGAAAAAAACACAGGAAUCAUGAAUUGAUGUUAAGACUACUAUUAAGUUUUUGGUAUAGAAUAUUUUUGUUGUGAGGUUUGAGUGAUGUACUUAAAGUACUUAAGAUAUGUGUACCUAAAGAUUUAGAUACUUUAGAAAUGAGCCUUCAGAGAUUUUAUCGAUAGCAUGAAAUUAUGACCUUUCUGUUUAAUAGGUUGUCUUCCUAGCCGUGGUAUAAAGCUUUCUGCAUCUAGGGGCUAAACAAAUGCAUGGCUUUCCUUAUACCAUCAUAUCAUCAUAAGUUCCUCGCCAUGAAAUGCUUGUGUUGAGAUAUUGCUAACUUAGCUUUUACAUAUCUAACAAAUUGCUUUAGCUUGUUUAAUAGGUAGAAUUAAUGUAUUGCACAGAUAUGAUUAACUAUAUAUAAUAAAGUAUUUAUCUUUUAUGCUUAUGCGAUAGUUGUUAUCUUUCUACUGCUGUUCCUCUUGCUAAAUGCACGUGCUUGUAGAAAUACAUCAUCCAACGGCCAGCUUUCUCAUGGUUGAGGUAUUGCUGUCCAUACUUCUAUCAAGCUUUUUCCACAAUCCUGCUUAAAUCGCUUGGGCAUCCCGGAGUGCGCUUGAGGAUGGAGCAGCUCCAAAGCACAUCACCACCCUGUGGAAUCGGCAGCACCCUUUCCGGGCUUCUCUUAGGCCGAACAGAAUAAAUGUAUUGUUUCUUGUCGUCGUAACAACCAAACUCAACACAAUGCAGCCCCGACCCCCACCCCGCAAGAAAAGUAUAUUGUGAAAUUACUCCACCCCCCCUUCCCCCCCGGACAACUAAAGAUCUUUCAACUGACUGAAAGAACUUUGGCCUAAAAUCUCAAUUCUGCCAUGCAUGAACCCUUCUUCAAUAGGCUGAACAUGCUGAAUACAAUCGAUGUAAAAACACAAAUGAUAAAAUAAAAAGUUUUUUUGACCAUCCUAACCUUAAGUUUUUGGGCUGUUGCAGGCAUCAUGACAUAUAUUCUGUUGGGCCUAACCUCUCGCAUCAUCAACGGCCAGCUUUGCAAGGUUGUGGUCCUCUGUCCAUGCUUGCUCUAUCUCGGGUUCUGCAAUAAUAGAGAAGUUAGGAUGAAUGACUCCAACUCGUCUUGGGGGGGGGGGGGGGGGGAAAUUGCAGUCACUUCCAAGACAUCUUCAAUUUAACCAAUUUUGAAGAACAAUUUCACACUGAUGAACCACCUUUAUAAGAAUAUCUGAACAAUUGAAUUGGAAGUGUGUAUAAGCCGCAAAUAAUGAAGUCCAUUCCAAGUUGGGAGCGGCAGCCCUGACUUCCAUCAUUUCAAAUAUUCCGGUGUACAAAGAUUUCAUAACAAUUUGAAAAAGUUCUUCAAUUUAGCAAAGUCGAAAGCAUUACUAUACAAAUGUGCGAUUUCAGGUACAUUGACCUGACACAAAUCCACUGUUGCGAAGUGUGUUGAUGAAGGGUAACGUGAUCAUUAAAUAAAAAAACAAACCACAUCAAUUCAGGGCAUCAAUUCCAAUAAUGUUUAUUUUUCGAGCAAUUACUUUGGCCAUUGAUUUGCCAUGGUUCGACUGACGGAUUUCCAUCUGGAUCAGAGAGGGGGGUGAAGAUGGAGAGAUGAAGUGUCGGUAAAUAGCAUUUAAAAUCGUUCGAAUUACAGUUUACUUGUGAGACACAAGCGAGAUAAAUCAAAACUGACAAAUUUCUGUGCAUAAAUAUUGGCACAUGAAAUACAUUGGGCUUUUAAAUUGGCUAUUCAAGGAAAAACAUCAGCGCCAAAAACAUACGUCGGCAAUGUUGGUGAAAAUGACGUCAAAAUUUAAGGACAUCAUGGAGUCGCCCACAGUCGGGCACCUGCGAAAAUGACACACUUCGCCUCGACAGUGGUCGUUAUGAUGCAAUAUACAAUCUUGUGACGUCACACCAUGUAAAUGGCAGCCACCAUGGACCAGUGCGUUUUUUUGGUGGCAAUUGCCAGCCAAACAUAAAUACACCCAUAGUAGGCAUAUGCAACCCGAUAUCCGCUCAGAAAUUUCUGUGGCGUUUUAAAUGCUCACUGUGGUUAAGGUGAUGAAGAGGAGAGCAGCUCCAAUCUAAAUCUAUUCACUCUUUAAGAAUUGUUGCACACCGUUGGGCGUAUUGUAUACUUUCAGUUUUCUGACUGUGGCGUGGCUAUGUGAGGAACCGUGCACGGAUUUUCAAAAGUUGGGUUUUAUUUUAGGUAGUAAAGUGCAUUGAAUCCAUUGAAUUUUGCCAUCGAGUGAAAUUUUUUUUUUCUGGGGCAACAUAUUGAUGAAUAUUUCUGUAUUUAUCUCAUGACAUUCUACCAAUACUUCAUCCUUAAUUUUCUUCCCACCAUCAACUGAUUUUGACGCAUGGCUUAAGGAUCGACUACCUCAUCAUGAUGAGUACUCCAGUGAUGGGAUUACUCGGGAAGAUGCUGCUAUUUUAGGUGCUAAAGAAGCUUUAUGUUAGCACGUCACUGCCUCUUGAGCUGCUUUCCUAUAAAUUGCCAACUAGCUGGUUAGUAGGCCACAUAUUCAUCUACUCUUUGGUUUGCGGGCACCAGAAAAUUUUAAAAACUCUAAAAUUUAGAUACAAAUGAAAAUGACAAGUGAAGUCUGUUAAUAAAUGUGAUCUAAUAAAAUAAAAUAAGUAUCAAAAGCUCAUGUAAUCCACCAGGGCUGAGUUGUUCAAAACCACGUUCGUUUUAACGGCGCUGUUAAGUCUUAACGUGGAAAUUUUGUUGGGAUUAACUGAAAGAGUAGCGUAACCAUAGCCAGUCUCAGGUUGGUUGCUCUAAGGUAAGGGAUAACGUGACUUUUGUGCUUUCGAACAACCUGGAUGCCAGCUCUUUUACAAAACAUUCUCCUAUACUGCUGUUAAUUGCAAAACAUUUGCAGGCACUUUAUUUUUGCAAACUGCAAAUAAUCCUGAAUAAUGCCUUUAUAACUUCUGACCAUGAUUAUUGCUGACAUUGUUGGUUUUAUUUUCCUGUCUGGUCCAAUAAAACUUUGGUUACCUUUCAGCUUCAUUGCCCUUCAGCCAAACAUCUAGAAAGUGUGGCCUCGCUAGAAAUAAACUCAGGUCCCUUGGUUGUGUUACGUUUAAUGUGUUCGCUGUUGUGUAUUAGAAUAUCAAUGUACGUGUAAACAUGCAUUAUUGCUUUGUCAGAAGAGAAUUUUAAUCAUCAUCACCAUCAUAUUUGGUUUUGUCUUUGGAAAGGCCAAGAGCAAUAGCAUGAAUUAGAGUCUGUCGCUAUUAUGUAUUUUUGACGAUUCUUUGUGAGCCUCGAGUUAUGCAGUGGAAUUAUCUUUAGCUUUAUGCUUACUUUUAUAGAAACUCAGUCAUACAGAUGAAUACUGCUAUAAAGAGGGGUGAGAGGCAAGACCACAAUUGAUUUUUUAAGCCUUUUAGCAGUUAAAUUGUCAAUGUUUGACCGCGACGCAUCAAAUAAUGCGUGCGGUUGUGAAUCUGAAAUUUAGAUUAUGUUAUUCCGAACAGUCGGGCAAGUAAAUGGUGAAAAAUAAACUGGUGAUUGACCACGGAAAUUUUUUGAUAAUUGACAAAUUAGACAGACUUUGAUAUUUCCACUCUUUUCAGCCAACUGGCAGAAAAAACUCAAAACACGCCCCCUAUUACCAAAUUAGCAAAAAUCGAAAUUAAUUUUUUCAUCAAAUAAUUUCUUUAUAUCUGUAGACUUGCCACAGCAAAUAUUUUUUCAAUACCUCUCCAAAUAUGUACUUGAGAGUUAAAAACGUGCACUCGUCUAAUUGAUAGGCCUCGACCCUCCAACCUAUGAAUAUUCAUUAGUGGUCUUGUCUCGUGAGUGCAAUAUUUUGAGCUGAGGGGGGCUGAAACCCUUUAAAUUUUAAAAAUCUCCCAAAAAGGGGAAACUGGAGGGGUAGCGCUUUUAAAUUCAGAACGUUAUCAUUCUAUCAUUGCUUGUUGAUGAAACCUUGUUGAAAUAACUUUCUGUGAAAUCGCCCAUUUGUAUAGUGAUGCCUUAGACUUUGCUAAAUUGAAGAACUUUCUCAAAUUGUUAUGAAAAUCUUUGUACACAGGAAUAUUUGAAAUUCUAAUCCGGACAGGUGGAAAACGUGGCAUCCUCAUGAUGAUGUCUUUUUUGUCAUUGUUGUAGAAUGCGUUAUCCAUGGUCGUAUCCCAGAGGGAACGGAAAAAGCGCUACAGCUGAAAUACAUUUUCAAAAUUGAGUGCGAUAUUUGGAAAUGAACCCCCCUUUUGAAAAACUUGGGGACACCCAUGGAACUAUCUUACUCAAAUGAUUUCCCUUCGAGCACUACCAGAAAUAUGUAUCUCUAUGUAAUCUUGUGUAAUAAAAUCUUAUAAUGAACAGCGAAACAUAUAAGGCAACAUUGUAAAAAGUAUACGCCAGAUACCAAGGGAAAUUAGGUCUGAUUUAGAAUUUAAUAAACGAUAGUAUAGAAUUUGAUUUAAGACCAAUUAGGUCAGAUCUUAAUCAGUUAUUAGCUUUCUGCACCAAAAUUAAUCAGCUGUGUGCUUUUGAUUGAUUGUGACAUUAAUAUUGGAUGAAAUUAUUACUUGUGCUUUUAAAAAUUUGUUUAUGUAGUUCGGAGUCUAUGACCCAUGUUCCAGUAUUUUAUUUCUUUGGAUCAGCAAAUUAGAUGUUAUUAUUAUAGAGAUUGUUACUUUAGAAUUGUUUUAACACCUAGGGCGCCGAGUGGUUUAACCUGAAUGUCUCUAUUUUACUAUAUGAUUGGAGAAAGAAAACCCUAUGUCUCAAAUGAGUGGUCUAGUAAUACAUAGCGUCCAUUGCAAGCAUUGCAGUUCCCUGGUAGUGUACCUGGGGACGCAACAAAUUCUAAGGUAAGGUAUGGAGUCGACAAUCACCACGUGACAAUCGCCACAUUAGGUGGCCAUUUUUAUGAUGCAACUAUAGUGUCAUACGAUGUCGCAUGCUAGACGGGAUUGUCCUUUACCUUUAUCGCACAAUAUACACUAUAUAUCUAACUGUACGAACUUUAAAAUUACACUAAAUAUACACUAUCUAACUGUACGAAAUUAAAUUUUUUAUAAUUAUAUGUGUAAUAACAAUAUUAUGUUGCACUUAAAAAUGCAGACAAAACCAUGAUGCAGACUCAAAUAUUCUCAUGCAGUCAUUUUAAAAGAAGUCUUUCAUUAAAAAAGCAGUGUCUUUCAAGAUCCUUUCCUCUAUGGACAGGUACAUAUAGGCACAGCCAUUUUGGCUAGAACUUGAAAUCUUAAGGCAAUAAGAACACUUUCAAAACAAAGUAAAUGUCAAGUUCAAGGGUGGGAAUCAGUUCUUUUUUUCCGGAGAACAGACCCGGUGUGCAAGGGAUAGUAGUCCUAGGGCUGAUAGUCCGUGUAACAAUAGCCCGCGUUGCUAAAUGUUUUGGUUAGGGUUAGCGGUACAAUAGAUCAUGCUGCUUAAUAGAUCAAAUACAAUGCUAUCGGACUAUGACUCCAGGGGGACUAUAUCCGCUGUCACACCGGCCCACCCUUAAAAUUGGAAUUCAAUUCAUUCUGCAAGAGCUCUAAUUGCUUUAGGAUUCCAAGUUCCAGCCAGAAUAGUCAGGUGCCUAUAUCUAUCAUCAACCCUUAACUAACAUUACUGGAACAAUUCUGUCCAGAUGCUUUUUUGGCCUGGCAGAGCCAAUAGGUUCCUUGUCAUAAUGUCAAGCAUCGAUUCGAGGCCAAAUUCAAAUUCCACUUGCAUCAGUUUGAAAAGUUACUCGAGGGCAUUUUAAUUUCCAUCACAUAUCAAGGACUAACAUUCACUCUUACCGAGUAACAACAUGGGCAUUGCAAUUAUCGCACAGACAACAGAUACAAUUUGAAGGAGUUAUAGCCUGUUGGGUAAAAAAAAUUCUUCAGGAUGCUGUGUUUUGGUGCAUCAGAAAUUGUACACAAACGUUGUACUUACGGUUUGUGCACUUUCGAAUAAGUAUUUGUUCAUGCCCUACUAAGGAACUCUGAAUUGUGGCUCAGACAUUUAUCUUCACAGUUGUUUUCCAUAUCGUAUUGCCCCCUCUCUCCCCUCCCCACGGCGUAAUAUACCUUAGGGGCAGUGUGUGCGUUCGUUUAUUAAUGUGUCUGGUGAAUAAUGAAAAAUAGUGAAAUAAAUUAAUAAGGCAUUCAAAUUGAUAAAUAAUGGUAAUAAUUGUAUUGAAAAGUUUGUAACAAAUGGUAAGACAAACUAAUUAGCAAAACUAAUUAGCAUCACUUUAGCUGGAGACGUACAUUAACAUAAGACUAGUCUCUUUAUAUGAAAACAUGUAGAUUAGUACUGCUAUACGCUCAAUGCAGUCAUAGGCCUACUAUAUUAAGGAUGCUUUUCAUAAUUGACUGUAUGCCUGAGGACAUAUAGAUAGAUAGAUGAAAUAAGAAAACAGAUAUGCCAAAAUUGGUAUUGGGAAAACACAAUAUGGUCUAGAUAGAUAAAAUAAAAAAAUAGAUAUGCCAAAAAUGGUAUUGGUGUGGGAACCACAAGAUGGUCUAGAUAGAUAAAAUAAAAAAAUAGAUAUGCCAAAAAUGGUAUUGGGAACCACAAUAUGGUCUUCUUUGUGACAGCUGGGACCCCCUCUACAAAAUUUCACAGUUUGUGCCAUCAGCUGUUUCCUCAACUAAAAUUUCAAAGUUUAUGCCAUUUUAUUAAAAUUUCAGUUUGAUUGCCAUCAACCAAAAUUUCAUAGAUUAUGUCAUAGGUUUCCUAUACUAAAAUGUCAUAGUUCAUGCCAUCAACUGUCUCUCUGCAGAAAUAAUAUAACCUAUGUAAUGUAUGCCAUGAACGGGUUGCGCAUGGUGGGCUGCUGGCAGCGAUGUUUGUAACAGGCUGCAACAAGUGCCAUCUACAUUAUGAAAAAAUUUGCGUGAAAUCCAGGCAUUCCGGAAACCGUCAAACGGAUCUGACCAAUUAUUCAGAUUCAGUAAAACUACUCAAACAGCAAUAUAUUGCUUCUGUAAAACACACACAUAUCAUGAUAUAGCUUUUCAUAUUUCAUGAAGAAAUCAAUCUUGGUGGCACUAAAGUAAAUGAAUCAUUUUGAAAUUGUUGCAUUUCCUAGCUUUCAGGUGGCUUUGGUCGCGACCUGUGAUGGUGCAUCUUGACCCGCAAUUUAUCGACAUUGCUAAGCUUCUACGGAGGCAAUACUGCUGGAAGUUUAAGUAGGAGGGCUUUGACUUGCGACUGGUCCUGUAAACGGAAAUGUUUGCGUAUUUUUAAUUUUGUGUUUUUUGGGAUGAACAAAAUGCCUGAAAACAAAACACUGUAAAAAACAAGAUGAAAUUACUAUUUCAGUCUGUUCUCAAAAGGAUGAAUUGAAAUAAAAACACCAAGGGUGCUAUUCUCAAAUCCACAAAUUAUAAUAGCCACAAAUAUUUCCCUGUUUACGGUGUGAAGGUAGAACUUGCCAGUUUUUAUGCGGCUUGAUUUAGGUUGUGAUUUCUCACUCAACACAAUGUACAGUCCAAAUCACAAUUGUCAUUCCUGAAUUUGCGUCAUUGGCGCGUCAGUGACGCGCUACCCAGGGUGUAGAUGGCGUGUAAUAUACGCGAAACAGAGAGAUGAGCGUGUCAUGCGUGCGUCAUUGACGAGCUACUCGGCACGCAACCCGAGCGUAUGUUGCGUAUCGAAGACACGAAGCAGGAUGGAUGUCAUUUCUGAUUUGGACUAUGUCGUCAGAAAAACAGUGUACGAGAAUUACAUUUAGAUAACAGUCAUUGUAUGAAUCUCAAUAAAGCAUACGUAUACCUCA
Messenger RNA from Lineus longissimus, 9948 nucleotides. RefSeq names its product 5-aminolevulinate synthase, erythroid-specific, mitochondrial-like. Lineage: Eukaryota; Metazoa; Nemertea; Pilidiophora; Heteronemertea; Lineidae. The transcript is spliced from 15 exons. The record is from RefSeq and is a predicted model, not a curated record. Gene Ontology annotation, molecular function: pyridoxal phosphate binding; 5-aminolevulinate synthase activity. Gene Ontology annotation, cellular component: mitochondrial matrix; mitochondrion. Bases 197 to 2122 code for a protein of 641 amino acids. Gene Ontology annotation, biological process: erythrocyte development; heme biosynthetic process; hemoglobin biosynthetic process.